Pteropus alecto (black flying fox) is the source of this 1012-nucleotide messenger RNA. Its product is annotated as zinc finger protein with KRAB and SCAN domains 4. The transcript has a single exon. The record is from RefSeq and is a predicted model, not a curated record. The annotation marks the transcript as partial. NCBI's taxonomy places the organism in Eukaryota, Metazoa, Chordata, Mammalia, Chiroptera, Pteropodidae.
CUCGUGCCUAAACCCUCAUCACCCUCUGUAAAUCUUGCGUCCCGGGACGCCUCAGACAACUCUCCUCCGUGGCAGGGCGUAAUUGACCGGCGCUGGCCAUUUGUCAUUUCAGGUGGCGAAAUGCAGACUAAGAUCAGGGACUUGCCUCUAGGUGAGGAGCACCCAGAACAGGAGCCUGGACAGACACCGUGCCACCUGGGCGAAGCCAUCACCCAGCUACGAGCCUGUGCAGAAGCUGGAGCGCGGGAGGGCAGCUUACAAAGGAAGCAGAAAAUCACCACCGGGAAGAGGCGGCACGUUUGCCAUGAAUGUGGAAAGAGUUUUGCUCAGAGCUCAGGCCUGACUAAGCACAGGAGAAUCCACACGGGCGAGAAACCCUACGAAUGUGAGGAGUGCGGCAAGUCCUUCAUCGGGAGCUCUGCCCUCAUCAUUCAUCAGAGAGUCCACACUGGUGAGAAACCCUAUGAGUGUGACGAAUGUGGCAAGGUCUUCAGUCACAGCUCAAACCUCAUCAAGCACCAGAGAACUCACACUGGGGAGAAGCCCUACGAGUGUGAGGACUGCGGGAAGGCCUUCAGCCAGAGCUGCAGCCUCCUCGAACAUCACAGAAUCCACACGGGGGAGAAGCCAUAUCAGUGCAACACAUGCGGCAAGGCCUUUAGGCGGAAUUCGCAUCUCCUGAGACAUCGGAGGGUCCACGGUGAUAAGGAUGUUCAGGAUCCGGAACGUGGAGGGACUUGGGAGAAUCAGGGGAGGGUGGAGAGGUCCGAGGGGAGUGUUGAGGCCCUCGUGUCUUACACAUGUGAUGAGUGUGAGAGGAGUUUCACUAGGAGCAGGAGCCUUAUCGAACAUCAGAAAAUCCACACAGGCGAGAAACCCUAUCAGUGUGACGCGUGUGGAAAAGGCUUCGCCCGAACUUCAUACCUUGUUCAGCAUCAGAGAAGCCACGUUGGGAAAAAAAUUCUGUCCCGGUGACACAGGUCUUACAUGCCAGCGUUGGUGCUCAUUCCUC